Molecule: messenger RNA, 1806 nt
Organism: Penicilliopsis zonata CBS 506.65
Lineage: Eukaryota; Fungi; Ascomycota; Eurotiomycetes; Eurotiales; Aspergillaceae
Exons: 5
Coding region: 1-1806 (601 amino acids)
Biological process (GO): regulation of DNA-templated transcription
Cellular component (GO): nucleus
Molecular function (GO): transcription cis-regulatory region binding; zinc ion binding; DNA-binding transcription factor activity, RNA polymerase II-specific
Source: RefSeq, a predicted model, not a curated record
AUGAACCCCAGCAGACACCCACAGCUUAAACCCGCAGCGGGGGUUCCCGCUCCGUACGGUCGGGCCUGCUCGAAUUGCUCCCGUGCCAAAUGUAAGUGUAUUUUGCUUGCUGGCAGUAGUACUGAAUGUGAAAGAUGUCACCGGCUAAACAAGGAGUGCCGGCCGUCUGCAACGGUUCGGAAGGCUGGGACCAAGCGCUCGUCGGCUUCCAAAACGUCCCAGCUAGAGGCUAAGCUCGACAGUCUUGUCUCUAUGCUGCAGUUGAGCGGCUCUGGACCGCCGCUGCCGGCAGAAUGGUCAUCAAAGAACAACAAUGAGCAGCAUGGGAGCAACUCGCAUCGUUUUCCACGGGAGGCAGAUCAACGGCCAGAUGUCGCUACAUCGAGUUUACUCUCCCCAUCGGCAACAAACUCACACCCGCACACUUCUUCAAACUCCCCGGGCCCAGUCGGAACUUGUCUUCCUCCUGAUGAAGCAGAGGAAUACCUAGAUCACUUCCGUAGCAACAAGUUGAAAUUUUUCCCACUCAUUCACAUCCCGCCAGAGAUGACCGCGCACCAACUUUGGGAAAAUAAACCUUUCGUAUGGCUGAAUAUUAUGCAAGUGUCGGCUAGAACCCUUGCCCAACAGGAGACGCUCCGAAGCCAAGUCAAAUAUAAGAUCUAUGAGAAGUUACUCGUGGAAAAUGAACGGAGCAUGGACAUGCUGCUCGGCCUUCUCAUAGCCCUCGCAUGGUCACACUGCAGGGACUCCAUUCCUGUCGGGCCGUUCUAUUCCUUGUAUGUUCAUAUGACGAUGGGGAUCGUUGGUGAUCUAGGCCUCAACAAGCCUCCUCGAAGAGAGAUACCUCCACUGGCCAAAUUUAAGCAAAGCAUCGGCUAUAAGCCGUGUGCAACCAUGGUUCGAACCUCAGAACAACGACGAGCAGUCCUGGCGUGCUAUAUAUGCAGUUCCUGCCUCGCUAUUUGUAUUCAGAAAUCCGAGCCCCUUCAGUGGACACCCCACAUGGAUGAAAGUCUACGGAUGCUGAGCGAGUCUCCGGAGUGCCUAGGGGAUGAGAUUCUGGUUGUCAUCACUCGGUUACACCUAAUUAUGGAUAAAGUCGGUCGCAUUGUUCGCGAUGGGGAGAAUGACUACACCGCAGGCCCAUUCUAUCUCCAGGCUCUACGGACAGAGUUGAAUGUCGUGAAAGGCAAAGUUCCCACAUAUCUGCAACAAGAUGGUAAGCAAGCCUGCCUGUUUCUGAAAUCCUCUGAGACUGUCCUCCCAUAUGUGCAGAGCACCGAGUUCAUCAUCCAUGAAGUGUCCUUUUCCAUUCCGCCGCUUCUGGCCAAGAGUCCCGACCUCCAACGUCUCGAUAGUCUUUGCACGGCUUUGCAUACAAUAAAGAGCUGGUUCGACCACUGGCUGACCAUUUUCCCCUCCCAACGCCGUGCGCUCUCUCUUCUGCACUAUUUCCAAUUCUCCCGCGCCCUGAUCAACUUGUACCGGCUCUCUACCCUCAACAACCCGGCCUGGGACAAGAACUUGGCUCGAAACACAGCAAACCUCGUGGACAUCUUGAACCGCAUGAUCCAUGAUGUGGAGCAGACGGCCGCACAGAUGUCUUUGGACCAGAGCGAUGGAGAUGCAGAACUCCUAUCCAAACUCCUCAAAAUGCUGUACUCCUUCAAGCAAGGCUGGGAGCCGACAUUAGUAGAGGGCAUGGUUCAUGAGUCACUCCCUGCAAACCCUCUUCUGGCCGAUACAUUGUGGUUGGACAAUCUCGAUGAUUCGUGGAUCAUGGGAUUUCUCAGUUCCUUAUGA